UCCACUUCCACACCACACGGCCCGGCACCUGCCUUCUGCCGCUUCUCCCCCCUUCCAAUUCACGGCGCGCCCACCGACCCACCCGCCGCCCCAGAGUUCCCCGUCCAUCCUCCACGACGACGCGCCACCUCACCGUCGCCUCGAACGUACUUUCCCUUCCCUCCCCUGUUCCCGGCCAUUACUUAAUCCGGACGCAAACACCCCAGCCCAGUCUUCUCCUCUCACAGUCCUGCGCCCUGCUCUGCUCCUGUCCAAGCUUCCAGCUCGAGCCGAGCAGAGCCGCCCACGAGUCGUCCGCCCCCGCACAUCUCGUCAAGACUCGAGGAGCCACCAGCCCCACGACCGCCUCGCCCCGCGCGCACCGAGAGAUCCCCAACUCCCGCGCGCCCCGCACGGCAUGCCGGCCGACCCAACCUCCGGUUAAACCCCCCGCCUUGCUGCUCAUUUUAUGGCGCUCACCCGCGGGCGCGCGCGCACUGCCCCCGCCGUCCCCAGCGCCUGCUUCCUCCUGCUCCUCGUCACCUCCUCCUCACUCCUCGCCCCUACCAGCAGCCGCGCGGCGGAGUCCGAGGGCGGGUCAAUUCUCCUCGGUGCCGCCUCGUCCGCCUCCGGGAAGGGACGGGGCAACAGCUGCGAGGAGCUGCCGUCCAUCCGCGGCGGGGAGGCCCGGUGCGCGUACCUCCGCGCGCACUCGCCCUGCUCCCCCGCGGGGUACGUCGACUACCUCCGCCUCUUCUACUGCGCCUUCGCCGGCGCGCCGGCGGCGGCCGCGUGCGCCGCGCUCGCGCUGUGGCUCGUGGUGCUCUUCUACCUCCUGGGCGACACCGCGUCCGAGUACUUCUGCGCGUCGCUGGAGGGCCUCUCGGCGGCGCUGCGCCUCCCGCCCGCCGUCGCGGGCGUCACGCUGCUCUCGCUCGGGAACGGCGCGCCCGACGUGUUCGCCAGCGUCGUGUCCUUCGCGUCGGGCGACGGCGGCGGGGUCGGGCUCAGCAGCGCGCUCGGCGGGGCGCUCUUCGUCUCCACCGUCGUCGCGGGCGUCGUCGCGCUCGCCGUGGGCGGCGCCCGCGGCGGGGUCGUCGUCGAGUGGCGUGGCUUCGUGCGCGACCUCUGCUUCCUUCUCCUCGCGCUCUGCUACCUGCUGGCGGUGCUCGUCAACGGGGUGAUCACCGUCUGGGUGGCCGUGUCGUUCGUCUCGCUCUACGUCGGCUACGUCGUCCUCGUCUGGACCUCCCACUGCUGCGCCGAGAAGGGCAAGCCGGUGGACGAAAGCCUCUCCGCGCCGCUCCUCCUCGACGACGACGGCGACGAAGACGACGUCCCGUCGCUGCCGUCCCACUCCAAGACAACUGAGGCGUCCAGCACGGCCACGUCGAGGGGUAGAGCGAUGCUGCAUUGGCUCGCGGGCGCGCUCUGCAUGCCGCUGUACCUCCCGCGCCGCCUCACCAUUCCGGACAUCGCCGGGCACCGCUGGUCCCGACCCUACGCCGUCGCCUCCGCCGCGCUGGCGCCGGUCCUCCUCGCCUUCACCUGGACCUCCUCGCAGCGCCACAACCCGAUGUCGUCGCACAGCGUCGCGGUGCUCGUGGGCGGCGCGCUCCUGGGCCUCCUGCUCGCGUUGCUCGCCGCGGCCACCACGGACGCCAACUCGCCCCCGCGCGGCCGGAGGCGCCGCGUGCCGUGGCUCGCGGCGGGGUUCGUGAUGAGCGUGCUGUGGGCGUACACCCUGGCGCGCGAGCUGGUGGCGCUGCUGGUGUCCAUCGGGUACGUGGUCGGGAUCAAGCCGAGCGUGCUGGGCGUGACGGUGCUGGCGUGGGGGGACUCCCUGGGCGACCUGGUGUCGAACGUGGCGAUGGCGGUGCACGGCGGCGCCGGCGGCGCGCAGACGGCGGUGUCCGGGUGCUACGCGGGCCCGCUGUUCAACACGGUGGUGGGGCUGGGCCUGUCGCUGGCGCUGGCGGCGGGCGCGCAGCACCCGGCGCCGUUCGUGGUGCCCGCGGACGCGGCGGCGUACGAGGCCGUGGGGUUCCUGGGCGCGGCGCUGGCGUGGGCGCUGUUCGUGGUGCCCGUCCGCGGGAUGCGGAUCGACCGCGUCUACGGGGUCGGGCUCAUCGCCAUCUACCUCUUCUUCUUCGCCGUGCGCGUCUGCGAGACGCUCGGGCUCUGGAGCUAGGACUUGGAGCACCCGCCGUGACCGACAGUGACACUCCCCCCCUGCCCUCGUUCGUUUUUUUUUCCCUUGCUACUGAUGAUCGUUAGUAAAGAAUCCAACUGACGAUGGUAGAUCUAGAGUGAUGGUAAAUGAUAUGAUAGUACAGAAGGGAUGAAGGGUAGAUAAUCUUGUAUAUAUACUGUAGUGGUAGCACUGCUCCACACGUAGGAGUAGGUGUUGAUUAGUGUCCUGACAGAGAAUUUGUUUUCCCGUCCUCUUGUGUUUUGGAAGGGGUUCUUGUUCUGACUUCUGACCGGAGGAUGGCCGACAAUUGUAAUAUGUUACUGUUCCUGACUGAUCAUAGUAGCUCAUAAGCCCUAAGCAGCAGAGUUGUUAUUAGUGGAAAUAAUGUAAAGACUCGA
Molecule: messenger RNA, 2571 nt
Organism: Sorghum bicolor (sorghum)
Lineage: Eukaryota; Viridiplantae; Streptophyta; Magnoliopsida; Poales; Poaceae
Product: cation/calcium exchanger 1
Exons: 1
Coding region: 449-2170 (573 amino acids)
Biological process (GO): transmembrane transport; monoatomic cation transport
Cellular component (GO): membrane
Molecular function (GO): monoatomic cation transmembrane transporter activity
Source: RefSeq, a predicted model, not a curated record